ACGUGAUGUAUCCUUAUCACUUCCGACAUCGUGUUUAGUUUCUUUUCCUUCAACAACCUCAACUUCGAGCGUCUCCCAAAUCGAACUUUGGCAUCUGGGCAAUGGCUUUGACUCCCUAAGACUAUGGCACUGCUGCCAAUCCCUGGCACUCACCGCUUUUGGGUUUCCCAGCAGAGUCCCGAUCAGCGACAUCGAUAUCGAUUCGAGCAGCCCCUCCAUUCAAACCAAGGAAGAGCCAUCAAGAUGUCCCGAAUCCUCAAAUACCUCAGCACCUCUCCAAUUGCCAACACCGGCAGUGUAGCUCGCGACCACCUCGCCAAUGAACGUACCUUCCUCUCAUGGACACGAACCGGACUCGGCUUCGUGGCUCUAGGCGUAGCGCUGGCCAAGCUCGAAGCUUUAGAAGCUCUGUCACCCACACUGAAGCACAACCAUGGAGAUCUGAAGCUUCCGUCUGCGGCUCUUGUUGGUUCUGGGACGGGGUGCUUGUCUUAUGGGACGAUUAGGUACUUUCGGUCACUGAAGUUGUUGCAGAAAGGGCUUUUUAGACCGAAUGUUGCAGGGAUUGGGUUGGUUGCUCUUACUAGCGGCGCUGUAGCUGGGGGAGGGAUCUAUUUGGUUAUUUCUCAGGAGACGAAGAGAUAAUGGGUAAGUAGGGUCCGAGAGGACGGCUCUGCUUGGAGUGAAUUCUGCAUAAAAUUACUCUCAGGAACGGAAACUGGUUUUGAGGCUAUGAUCGGGUGAAAGAAGUUUGAGAACAGAGCUCAAGCAUCUGUAAAUAUCAGUGUACGAUAUCAAUCGAGGACAAUCGAGGAGGGAUAUUCCAGUUCAGCUCGCGCCUCGAAGAGCUUGUGUAACUGGUAUACCGUAAACCAGCUCACGCUGGUCACGUCGUUACACAGGAGCUGGCAAAUCAGACGAGCGUCUGAACAACCACAAGUAGUUCCAAAAGAACUGGUACUUUGAAG
Messenger RNA from Hyaloscypha bicolor E, 968 nucleotides. RefSeq lists its product as uncharacterized. The record is from RefSeq and is a predicted model, not a curated record. Lineage: Eukaryota; Fungi; Ascomycota; Leotiomycetes; Helotiales; Hyaloscyphaceae. The transcript has a single exon. The coding region runs from base 124 to 645 and encodes 173 amino acids.